GCUCGCGGUGUCUUUCCAUCAGCCUCACCCUUGAAGAUUAAAGACAUCGUCAAAUCGCGCAUACACUCUCUCUCUGACGUCAUAUCAUCUCAAACCCGUCUCUUUCCUUCUCUCCUUUUUUCUCAACCGCCGGUGACUUCUCCGUCAUUCUCUAUUCUCCCCGGAAAAAAUAUCUUCUCGUCUUCCUCUACUCCGAAACAGUCUCUGCUUCCUCAGCUCCCCUCUCUACCUUUCUCUGUGUGCUUGUGUAAUAGUAGGUUACGAAACGUCUAGAGAUUGUGUACUGGCACUGGUUUUACGUUGGAGAGAAAAGAAACCGUUUCGAAACGCUAAGUUUCUUUUUAAUGUUCGUUUAUGGAGAGGAUUUUUUUAGCAAAAAUGGAGGUGAUUGAGCUCUGGUUGUCGUUUCUCUAACAAUUAAGCAACUGCGAUUUUCCUUGUGUUUCUUUUUGGAUUUUUCAUUUGGUUGGAGAAGAGAAAUUGAAUGGCGGUGGAGUAUGAGUGCUGUGGAACAGAUUUCUUUUUACACAUUUUAAUAAUAAUAUUUCUGGUGAUGUUUGCUGGAUCGAUGUCUGGGCUUACUCUGGGGCUUAUGUCUAUGAGUAUCGUUGAUCUUGAAGUUCUUGCUCAAUCCGGCACCCCGAAAGAUCGCAAACAUGCAGCAAAGAUAUUGCCAGUUGUCAGAAAACAGCAUUUGUUGCUCUGCACGCUUCUCAUUUGCAAUGCUGCCGCCAUGGAGGCUCUUCCUAUCUUUCUUGAUAGUCUGGUGACGGCUUGGGGUGCUAUUCUAAUAUCAGUUACCUUGAUUCUCCUGUUUGGUGAGAUUAUACCACAAUCUGUCUGUUCCCGGUAUGGUUUGGCAAUUGGUGCAACAGUGGCUCCAUUUGUUCGCAUUCUUGUGUUUAUCUGCUUCCCUGUUGCUUAUCCUAUAAGCAAGCUUCUGGACUUUCUGCUGGGUCAUGGGCAUGUAGCACUGUUUCGCAGAGCUGAGUUGAAAACACUUGUAAAUUUUCAUGGUAACGAGGCAGGAAAAGGCGGAGAACUGACACAUGAUGAGACAACGAUUAUAGCAGGAGCACUUGAGCUCAGUGAGAAAACAGCUGGUGAUGCCAUGACUCCCAUAUCUGAAACUUUUGCGAUUGAUAUAAACGCCAAACUUGACAAGGAUUUGAUGAAUUUGGUAUUGGAGAAAGGGCAUAGCAGAGUGCCAGUUUAUUAUGAGCAACCUACAAAUAUAAUUGGACUUAUUCUGGUCAAGAAUUUGUUGACAAUUCACCCAGAAGAUGAAACACCUGUGAAGAAUGUUACUGUACGAAAGAUUCCCAGGGUUCAAGAAAAUUUGCCAUUAUAUGAUAUCCUGAAUGAUUUUCAGAAAGGUCACAGUCACAUGGCUGUUGUUGUAAAAAAGUGCAGCAAGAUGGAGGAGAAGCCAACCAGCAAUGGUGCUGGUGAUCCAUUGAAGGAAGUUAAAGUUGAUAUUGAUGGUGAAAAGCCUGCUCAAGAGAAGACUUUAAAAAACAGAAGGCCGCUUCAGAAGUGGAAGAGUUUUCCCAAUACUGGCAGCAAUUCAUUUAAGGGCUCAAGGAGCAAGAAGUGGACAAAGGACAUUGACUCAGACAUCUUGCAUAUAAAUGGCAAUCCACUCCCUCAAAUUCCUGAAGAAGAAGAAGCUGUAGGCAUAAUAACAAUGGAAGAUGUCAUUGAAGAGCUUUUACAGGAGGAGAUCUAUGAUGAGACGGAUCAUCAAUUCGAAGAUUCAUAACACCGGCCUUCUUCUGGGUGAGCGAAAUGUAUUGCAGUAUAGAUAACCACAAAAAAUUUGUUAAAUUUACUCGAGGAUUUGAACUGUAAAACCAAGAAUAGGGUGAUUUAGAUGCUUUGUUUUGCUAUUGUACUGUGUUUAUCAAAGAUAUUGUUUGCAAGUGUGAAGGAAAAAAGGACUAUUUGUUCCAACAUUGAGAUUCAAGAUUCAGGUAUGAGGCAGAGACCAUAAGCAGCUGCCUACUUAUCUUGGUUGUAAGAUAGCCAUGAAAUGAAAAUGAUAUGGUAUUUUAGGGUUUGAAAUAUGAA
Messenger RNA from Manihot esculenta (cassava), 2070 nucleotides. Its product is annotated as DUF21 domain-containing protein At2g14520. Gene Ontology annotation, biological process: magnesium ion homeostasis. Gene Ontology annotation, cellular component: intracellular membrane-bounded organelle. The coding region runs from base 485 to 1762 and encodes 425 amino acids. Lineage: Eukaryota; Viridiplantae; Streptophyta; Magnoliopsida; Malpighiales; Euphorbiaceae. The transcript is spliced from 11 exons. The record is from RefSeq and is a predicted model, not a curated record.